Molecule: messenger RNA, 7937 nt
Organism: Danio aesculapii
Lineage: Eukaryota; Metazoa; Chordata; Actinopteri; Cypriniformes; Danionidae
Gene: tnca
Product: tenascin Ca
Exons: 29
Coding region: 336-7346 (2336 amino acids)
Molecular function (GO): protein binding
Source: RefSeq, a predicted model, not a curated record
AGAGCUCUGACUGAAGUCUCUCAUAUUAAAGAGGUGUAGGGCUUUCAUCCUCACACACACACACACACGGCGAGCUGAAGGCUGUGUGGAAUAAAUCACAGACGCUCUCAGAUCGAGGAGACAGACAGAUGGAGGUCUAGAAAGCUGGACGUCUUCACCGUAACGCUGGGCUGAUGCUCAUCUUUUUUAUUCUGGUCGUCUGCACCUGAUUUGCACGGCUGCAGGGAGCCGCCUGGAAGAUCCAUUCAUUGCUACAGAGACACCACCACUCUGUCCAGUCCUCAGCAUUUCCCAGAGUAGUUCUCCUCAAGACAAGCAUCCAUCAGUGCAGAAACAUGUCUUCAAGAGGCCUGACAAUCAGCUGUUUGCUUUUAAUCGCUUUGAUGACUCUAAAUCACGCCGGCCUUGUAAAGAAGCUGAUCAGACAGCGUCGGGAAGCUCUGAAUAUUCCCGGCAUCCACAAUGUUACCCUUUCCAACUCCUCCAGACCAGUUAUUUUCAACCAUGUCUACAAUAUUAAAGUCCCGGGCAGCCCUCUGUGCUCUGUGGAUUUGGACGCUCCUGAAGGAUCAGAUGUGGAGCAGAAGGAUGCACCAUCUGAGCACAGUCUGGAUGGUGGUAAUCAGAUCGUCUUCACACACCGUAUUAACAUCCCUAAACAGGCGUGUGGCUGUGGGGACGGCCUGCCAGAUUUGAAGGAUCUCCUAAGUCGGCUGGAGAUGUUGGAGGGUGAAGUGUCCUCAUUGAGGGAACAGUGCGGUGCUGAGUCAACAUGCUGUAGUGCACAGGUCACAGGUGCGAUAGGAACGAAGCCCUUCUGCAGCGGACAUGGAAACUACAGCACUGAGACCUGCGGUUGUGUCUGUGCUCCUGGAUGGAAAGGCCUUAACUGCACCAUUCCCGACUGUCCUGGAGACUGUAGCGAUCAAGGCCGUUGCGUUAAUGGGAAGUGCGAGUGUUUCGAAGGCUUGACCGGUGAUGACUGCAGCAUUGAUGCCUGUCUGAUUGACUGCGGCGAUAAUGGCCGUUGCGUUAACGGAAAGUGUGUUUGCAAUGAAGGGUUCUCCGGGGAAUAUUGCACAGAGUCAGAUUGCCUUAACAACUGUUUGGGACGCGGCCGCUGUGUGGAUAGCGAAUGUGUUUGCGAUGAACCCUGGACUGGAUUUGAUUGCUCUGAACUCAUCUGUCCGAACGAUUGCUACGAUCGCGGACGAUGUGAAAACGGGACUUGUUAUUGUGACAGAGGAUUCACCGGAGAAGAUUGCGGGGCUCUUGCUUGUCCGAAUGAUUGCUCGGGACGAGGUUUCUGCAUCGAUGGACGCUGCAUAUGCGAUGCAGGAUACACCGGCGAGGAUUGUUCGAGUUUGACCUGUCCGAAUAAUUGCAACGAUAGGGGGCGCUGUUCUAACGGCGUGUGCAUUUGUGAAGUGGGCUUCCACGGAGAGGAUUGUGGGAGAAUUUCAUGCCCUAGCAAUUGCAAUAAUCGAGGUCGCUGCAUUGAUGGACGUUGCGAAUGUGAUGUUGGCUUUCAAGGCCACGAUUGUUCGGAGCUCAGCUGUCCUAAUAAUUGCAAUAAUCGUGGACGUUGCGUUAACGGUCAGUGUGUUUGCGAUGAAGGAUUUGGGAGCGAGGAUUGCGGUCUUAAAACCUGUCCAUCAGACUGCUACGGUCGAGGUCAGUGCAUUGAUGGAAAGUGCGUUUGUUUUGCCAACUUUGCCGGUGAAGAUUGCAGUGAAUUGCGUUGUCCUAAUAGCUGCCUAAACCGCGGACGUUGCAUCGCAGGACAGUGUGUGUGCGAUGAAGGUUUCACUGGCGAAGAUUGCAGUCUGAGAAAGUGCCCCAAUGACUGUCUUGGACGUGGACGCUGUGUUGACGGCCGGUGUGUCUGUCGGGACGGUUUUAAAGGCCAGGAUUGCUCUGUUCCCACUUGUCCUGGAAACUGCAAUGAUCGUGGGCGCUGCGUCAAUGGAAAGUGUGUGUGCAAUGCGGGAUUUUUUGGAGAUGCCUGCAGUGACAGAAGCUGUCUGAAUGACUGCAGUGCUGUGGGACAGUGUGUCGACGGCCGCUGCAUUUGUGAUGAAGGAUACAUUGGCGAGGAUUGCUCAGAAGUUUCUCCACCGGAGGAUCUGACUGUGACUGAUGUGAGCACGCAGAGAGUGAACCUGACGUGGAGGAAUGAGAUGCUUGUGACGGAGUAUCUGAUCACAUAUGUGCCGACGGGUCCAGGCGGCCUGCAGAUGGACUUCAGGGUUGCUGGAGAUCGAACAUCCGCCACCGUCUCUGAACUGGAGCCGGGAAUUGAGUAUCUGAUCAACGUCUACGCUGUCCUCAACAACAAGAGGAGCAUUCCUGUCAGUGCCAGAGUAGCCACACAUCUCCCUCAGCCUGAAGGCCUACGCUUUACAUCUAUCACAGACUCGACAGUGGAGGUCGUGUGGGAACAGCUCAACUUCCCUUUCGAUGGCUGGGAGCUCAUCUUUAGAAACACGAAAGAAGAAAACGGGAAAAUUGUGAACAACCUGACCCCUUCUCAGACUACCUUUGAGCAACGGGGACUGGGACCGGGACAGGAAUAUGAAGUUACAUUAUCGGUCAUAAAGAACAACACCAGAGGACCUGAAACCAGCUCCACUGUAGUUACAAGAAUUGAUUCUCCAGCUCAAAUCGAAGUUGCUGAUGUGACUGACCGCUCAGCGGUGAUCUCCUGGUCCAGACCCGUGGCUCCGGUGGAUGGGUUUAAGGUUUCGUACGGGCCGAGCACAGAUCCUUUAAUCCACCGUGAUGUUGAGCUCACUGCCUCAGAUACACAGUACAGCCUGGAAGACCUGAAACCAGACACUGAAUACAGAGUCGCCCUCAGUUCACAGAGAGGAGACGUGACCAGUGAACCCAUCAUAGAGAGCUUCACCACCGGCCUGGAUGCUCCCAGUGAGCUCAGAGCUGUGGAUCAGACUGACAGCAGCAUCAUGCUGGAGUGGAAAAACAGCCGCUCGUCUAUUGAUGGAUACCGCAUCAAAUACGGCCCAAUCGCAGGAGGUGCUCAUGGUGAAGACAUGUUCCCUAAAAAAACGGGAGACACCACAUGGGCCACAAUUACAGGCUUGAAGCCUGGAACGGAGUAUGGGAUUGGAGUCACAGCCGUGCAGAAUGAAAGAGAAAGUGAACCAGCAACCACAAACGCACUCACUGACCUGGAUCCUCCACGAGACCUGGAAGUACAGAGCUCCACUGAAACCAGCGUGGAUCUGGUCUGGAAGAGGCCGAGGGCAAAGAUCUCCACCUACAGGCUGGCGUUUGUGUCUGUGGACGGGCGACGGGAGGAAAUCGAGCUGCCAGCCAGCGCCAGCACCUCAACACUGAGCGGCCUGAUGCCCGGCAUGAGCUACACAGUGACCCUGGUGGCUGAACGCGGACACAGAAGAAGCGCUCCUGCCACCGUCACCGCAUCCACAGCAUCUUUCACAUUUUAUCUAGCGAACGCUUUUCCUGAGUUCGGUUCAGCCAAAGGCGCCGACGACAAUAUCAUUAGCUUUGUCUCUCUGGAGAACUCCGAAACACCAUUCUCUGGGAGCGAAUUGGAGGAUCCCAUUGGAGGCUCUUUUACCAUAUCUAAUGUCUCGUCCCAUGGAUUUGAUCUCAUGUGGGACUCAAAUAAACUUGCAGGCUUUGAUAGUUUCACUGUAGAAGUUACAGAUUUCUCAGGGAUGUGGAAGGAGGAGGUUCAUCUCAAUGGAAAGGUGAAUGACACUAAAAUCCGUGGCCUAAAAUCUUCCACUGAGUACCAAGUAAGGCUUUAUGGAUUAUCCAAUAACCAAAGGUCUUCGCUACUAGAAGCAGUUGCAGUUACAGCACCAAAGUCUACCUCUCCUGAUGUUGUUGCUUUGACCGUCAAAAGAGUUUCAACAACGCAGCCAUCAGUCUCUACCUCCGCUCUUUUAACAGAGGAUUUUAAAGCAGAAGAUCCUCUCAGUGACUUAAAAGUUACUGAAGUGAGCCCAAAUAGUUUGAGGCUCUCCUGGCGGGCUCCAGCAAGAGCCUUCAAUAGCUUCAUUAUUGAGCUGAACUCGACGUCAAAUAAAUCUAAAGACAGCAUUAUUAAAGUGUCUGGAGAAGCCAGGCACGCUCACGUAGAAGGAUUAAAUGCUGAUAUGAAUUAUGAAAUUACAUUGUAUGGGAGGAAAGCAGGAGAAAAAUCUCAACCAAUCAGUGUUUUCGUCAAGACAGAAGCGCAGAAGCCCCAGAUUGGCAGUCUGAGUGUGUCUGAUGUAUCUUGGGAUAGUUUCAAUGUGUCCUGGAUCAUUGAGGACGGCCCUGCCUUUGACAGUUUUGUGAUUGAAGUGGCAAAUUCUGCAGGUCCCGAAAGACAAAACCUUUCAGUAUCGGGCGAUGCACGUAACUUAUGGAUGUCUGGACUCAGUCCCGGCACGUCCUAUAUGAUUACAAUGUAUGGUGUGCAUCAGGGCUCGAUCCUGGGCUCCGUCAACGUUGAAGCAGCUACAGAUAGAGCUCCAGCGGUGGGCAAUCUGUAUGUGUCUAAUGUAACAUCACAGAGCUUCUUCAUUUCAUGGAAUGACACGAAGGGAGAUAUUGAGCGCUUUGUCCUGGAGAUUAUAGACUCCAGCUGGCAGCAGGAGCCGGUUGAGUAUAAUCUGUCUCAGAGCAUUCAGUCGUAUGAGAUCACUGGGCUACGGCCGACUACUGACUAUAUAGCUUACCUCACUGGAGUGAUAAAGGGAAGGAGAACAGAUUCGGUCAGUGCUGUCGCCUCCACAGCGGCCGAGCCUGACUUGUCUGGACUAGUUGUUUCAAACGUAACCUCAGACUCAUUGUCGCUCUCCUGGCGGACGGGAGAGAAGGCCUUUGAUAACUUUAUAGUGGAGGUCAGAGAGUCUGCUUUGCCCACGCAGGCGACGGGGCGAAUGUUUGGGGCAGGUGUUCGCUCCGCGGUGCUGAACGGCCUGAGAGGAAACACCACAUAUCAGAUCAAGCUGUACGCCACGGUCGCUGGUGCCAACACUGAUGCCCUCACCACUGUAGUGACCACAGAGCCUAAGCCUGAACUGGGCCGUGUUGUUGUGUCUGAGCGGCAGGCCAGUAGCUUGACUCUGUCCUGGAGCACAUUGUCAGGCCACUUUGAUGGCUUCGCUGCUCGAGUCUCAGACCGAGAGCAGCUUUAUGAUGUUGUAGAGCUCAGGCUGUCAGGCACAGAGAGGAACACGAGCAUCCAGGGUCUCGUGGACUCCACGGUCUAUGAUAUAAUGUUUUAUGGUCUGUCUCGUGGCCGGCAAACUCCAUCAAUUUACUUCAAUACCAGUACAGCGUCGUUACCUAAAGUGGAAAACCUGACCGUUUGGGACGUUACCCCGUAUGGCUUUCGGGUGUCCUGGGACGCAGAUUCGGGCUUCAGUCAUUUUCAGGUAAAGGUGUCAGACUCUGGGCAGCUGCUGGAGCCGCAGGAGGUGGUAGUGCCGGGGAACGAGGCCUCGCUGGAGGUUUUGGGCCUGAUAACUGGCAUUGGCUAUGAGGUCAGUGUGACCGGGGUGUCUGGGACUGGGUUACGCUCUCGUCCCAUCACCACAGUGGCUGUUACAGAGGCAGAACCAGAGAUUGAGCAUCUUUUCGUGUCGGACAUCACACCUGAGAGUUUCCGGCUGUCCUGGACCGCAGAAGACGAUGUCUUUGACCGAUUUGUGCUCAAAGUUAGAGAUUCCAGAAAGCUAUCUCACCCCAGAGAAUUCAGCGUGUCGGGUGAUGAGAGAACCAAAGUUUUAACACAGCUUUUGGGGGGAACAGAGUAUGAAAUUGAGCUUUACGGCGUCACGUUGGAACGGAGAUCACAACCUGUUACUGCAGUGGUGAAAACAGGCCUCGGAGCUCUACGAGAUCUUCAUUUCUCUGAUAUCACGGACAAGUCAGCUGUGGCUUAUUGGACUUUACCUCGUGCUCAACCCGACUCUUACAGAAUCACCUGCAUCCCAAUACAAGGAGGAACUCCCAUGAUUGUGCAGGUGGACGGAUCGCAGUCUCAGGUUUCUCUGAGGAAUCUGAUCCCUGGAGAGACGUAUCAGGUGUCUGUUAUUACAGUGAAAGGCCUAGAGGAGAGCGAACCCGUGUCUGGCACUUUUACCACAGCUCUGGAUACUCCACGCAGCCUGACUGUGGUCAAUGUCACGGACUCGAGUGCACUGUUGUUCUGGCAGCCCGCCGUGGCCACUGUGGAUGGAUAUAUGAUCACAUACAGCGCAGACACGGUGCCACCGAUUUCAGAGCAGGUUUCAGGGAACACCGUGGAGUUUGAGAUGAACUCUCUGGCUCCAGCAACUCAAUACACAGUCAGUGUUUACGCCAUCAGAGACCGAGAGAAAAGUCUUCCAGCGACCGCAGACUUCACUACAGAUGUGGAUGCUCCUCGUGAUCUGGUGGCCAGUAACAUUCAGACGGACAGUGCUGUGCUCAGCUGGAAGCCUCCGCGGGCCGCCAUCACUGGAUAUACACUGACCUUUCAAAACUCUGAUGGAGACGUCAGGGAGGUGAUUGUGGACCCGUCUGUGACGUCUCAUGCUCUGUCUGAUCUGAGAAGCACCACAAAAUAUACAGUCCUUCUGCAGGCAGUGUCUGAAGACAAGAGGAGCAGGAGCAUCAGCACCGAAUUCACUACUGUGGGAAUGCUCUAUGGAAACCCCAGGGAUUGUUCUGAAGCUCUGCUGAAUGGAGAGACGUCAUCCGGUCCAUACACCAUUUACGUAAACGGAGACGAGAAGCAGCCGCUCAAAGUUUAUUGUGACAUGACCACUGAUGGAGGAGGAUGGAUGCUGUUCCUGCGCCGUCAGAGCGGAAAGCUGAACUUCUACAGAAACUGGAGGAACUACUCUGCGGGAUUUGGAGACACGAGCGACGAAUUCUGGCUUGGACUGUCAAAUCUGCACAAAAUCACAGCAGCCAAGCAAUAUGAGAUCCGCGUGGACCUGCGUGACGGACCUGAGACCGUGUUUGCUGUCUAUGACAGAUUUUACAUCGGAGAUCCUCGUUCCCGCUACAAGAUCCAGAUCGGUGCAUACAGUGGAACCGCAGGCGACUCUCUGACGUAUCACCAGAACAGGCCGUUCUCCACCUAUGACAGUGACAAUGACAUCGCCAUCACCAACUGUGCCCUCUCAUACAAAGGCGCCUUCUGGUAUAAAAACUGCCAUCGAGUCAAUCUGAUGGGCAAAUAUGGAGACAGCAGCCACAGCAAGGGCAUCAAUUGGUUUCACUGGAAAGGCCACGAACAUUCAAUUCCCUUUGCGGAGAUGAAGAUCCGACCAGCAAAUUUCAGAAACUUGGAAGGCCGACGGAAAAGAUCCUAAACUUCAGAUGUCCCUCUUUCUCUCUUCUCAGAAAUCUUUCUAGAGAUACAAACUGCCUUCCACGUCAAUGUUAUUAAUACUGUCAUCAAGCCAGUUAACAUCUUAGAAACGGGUUUUGGACAUAAAAUAAUGUGAUUUUUGAAAGUCAAACACAAGAUCUUCCUUUUACAAACCUCAGAUCUGUGAGAAAACCACUUUAAGAACAAGUCUCCACUUUAUUUGAUGAUCUUGUAAAGGAAGUGAUUUGACUCCAGUGAUGUCAUUUCCUCCACUGAAUCACUGUCAUGCUCAGGUCUGACACAACCAAGAUGGUGCACAUAAGUGUUCAUUAUUUUUUCCCUGCCAUUUUUUUAAAACCUUUUAAAAGAAAUGAAGCAAAUUAUGAUCUGAUUAUUUUCAGCAAAGGUUUUAUGGCAAGCCAGUUUGUGGAGUGAUUAUUAUUGAUCUUUUUUGUUUAGUUUUGUUUGAGAGUCCUCGAUGUCUAUAAUCCAUCAGUGUCAAUUAAACGUUAUCUCUCUCUCUCUUCUCCCUGUGAAUGUUGAAAAUUGAUCGUCCACAAGACAGAAAAUAAAAAACAUGAUUUGUAAUGUU